UGUUCGCCACGCCACGCCACGCCAUAGCUGUAUGCACAAAGCAAUCACCCGAGAACUCUCAACAGUGGAUUUCUAUUAUUCUCCCCCAGGCCCCAUCAUUAUUAAAUUUAUUGUCUAAUCUCAAUCACUUUAAUUUUAAAACGUAAACACCUCCGUCAAUCUCUUAAACCUCACCUUAAUCUCUUCUCUACAGCUCAUCCACCGGAAAAUUAAAAUAAAAAAAAAAAAAAGAAGAAAUCUUCGCUUUCGUGUUCCUUUGUCUUAGCUGAGAAAUUGUCCUUGGAUAAGGUUCUGUUGCAUUGCUCGGAAUUCUAGGGUUUGGCUUCGGGGGAUGGCUCAAUCGAUGGGCAGCAGAGGUGGUGGAACUGGGAGGUUCAUGGUGGGCGAUUAUUUGGUUGGGAAGCAGGUUGGGAGCGGGUCGUACUCGACGGUGUGGCACGCGCGGCACCGAGACCACGGCACCGAGGUGGCCAUCAAGGAGAUCGUCACAGCUCGGCUUAACUCCAAACUCCAAGAGAGCCUCAUGUCUGAGAUUGUUAUCCUCCGGAAGAUCAAUCAUCCUAACAUUAUCCACCUGCACGACAUGAUCCAGGAACCUGGAAAGAUUUAUAUAGUGUUGGAGUACUGUAGAGGAGGUGAUCUUUCAAUCUACGUCCAACAACGCAAUGGGAGAAUCCCAGAAGCAACUGCAAAACAUUUUAUGCAGCAGCUAGCAUCGGGCUUAAAAGUUCUUCGUGAGAACAACUUAAUACAUCGGGACUUAAAACCACAGAAUCUCCUCUUAUCAGUAAAUGAUGACAAUGCUGUUUUAAAGAUUGCUGAUUUUGGAUUUGCAAGGUCUUUGCAACCUAGAGGCCUUGCAGAAACCUUAUGUGGUUCACCACUAUACAUGGCUCCUGAAAUUAUGCAACUUCAGAAAUAUGAUGCAAAGGCAGAUCUCUGGAGUGUUGGUGCCAUUCUGUUUCAGCUUGUAACUGGCAAAACCCCAUUUAUAGGAAAUGACCAAUUACAGUUGCUUCAGAACAUAGUGAAAUCAACUGGAUUGCAAUUCCCUUCCAAUGCAAAGGAUUUAAGUGAUGAGUGCAGAGAUUUAUGCCGAAAAUUGUUGCGCCGUAAUCCAGUGGAGCGGUUGACAUUUGAGGAGUUCUUUAACCACCCAUUUCUUGCAACAAGGCAACCAGAUGAACUGUCUAGGAUUUGGAGACCACAGAGGAAGAUAGAUGGUUUUCCUCUGUCAAGCUGCACUCCUGCAAGUGCAGAUGAAAGUCAAGAAGACUGUCUACCAUUCAGACUUGAUGAUGAUUCAAGUGGUACUGACAGCAGUCAAUCUGUCACUGGGAGAUUACUACAAAGACCUCCAUAUGGAUAUCCUAUUAAUGUAAAAGCUUAUAGAGAGGAUGCUUUCAAUGUUCCCAUGUUACCAGACCCAACCUUCGAUGGCAGUGGUAGUGAUUGCAAACGGGAGAGCACUGCAUUUAGUGUUGGCAACUGUCACCUUUCAGAAGGAAACUUGAAAGAAUCUCGUAGUUCCAUUGAACAUAGGCCAGCAGCUAGUAAUCCAGAAGUGAUAAAUUCACUGGAGUUGAUUGAUCAAGGUUAUGUCAUUGUUUCUGCCCCCCCUGUGGAUUCUUCUUCAUCAACAGGUGCUUCUAAGCUUAGCAAUAUGCCAAUGGUAUCAGGCUGUUCCCCACAAGCUCCAAGGGAUGCGUACUCCAGGCCAAGUGCCCCGAUGCCCAUUAUGGGACCUGCAACCCAUAAAGUAGGCUGUGUAGGAAGUCUUGAUAGCCACACAUCUGCUCAUGGUACAUCACAAGGAUCAGUGGAUAUAGCUGACACCUUGGAGCAACCAUCAACUGAUUGCAUGAGGAGGAUUGAGUCAUUGCAAUGUUGUGCUUCUGCUAUCACAGAAUUAGUAAAUGAGAAGUCUGAGGCAGGCAAACAUCUGGAAGCAUUCUCAAUUCAGCUUGUCAUUCUUGCAAUAUGGAAGCAAGCUUUGCAUAUUUGUCAUACUCAAGCAGCAUCAGCAGUUGAAGGAAGUCCAACACAACAUGCUACUACACUGCGGGAAACUAUGAAGAGGGGUCAAGGCGGUCUCAACGUACACAAUCCUGUUGAUGCUUCUAACACUUUGGGGCCACAGGAUGUCUGCUCUCAUAUUCAAAGGUCAUUCCUCAGUGAAGUUCAGAAUGCUGAGGAACUUUCCAAAUUUGUAGAGCCUGGAAAUACUGAAGUGCCAGAUGCAAUGGAGAUUAUAUUCCAAUCUGCCCUAGCAAUGGGCAGGAAGGGGGCUGUUGACGAAUACAUGGGCCGGACAGAAAAUGCAGUAGUAUUUUAUUCAAAAGCAGUGCAGUUAUUAGCAUUCCUUCAAGUGGAAGCACCGUCUCUCAUUUUAAAUCCCCCGUUCUAUCUGACAAACACAGAUCGGUAUAGGCUUCAGAAUUACAUAGACGUUCUUAAAAACAGGAAAAGCAUUUCGAGAUCCCAAAUGAUGGCUCUGCUCAAGUGCGAGGACCAACAUUGCUCCCCAUAAAGACAAAGGUUUCAACUAAUUCAUACUAACUGGUGAAGUGGUGAUAGCAUGUCAUGUUAUAGUCUGCAAAAUUAUUUAUUAUGUACAGUUAAUUCUUUUAUGUUGUUCCUGCUCUUGAAGGAAAUUGAAAUCCACUGGACUGGAACAAUAUAUACUUGAUUAACAUGUAGGCUGAAGCCUUCAGAAUUCUACCAGAAUCAAGUUGUGGCCUGUGGCAUUGCCUCUUGGUGAAGGUACUUAUAGGAUGCGUUUGGGUUAUGUUACACUUCUAAAUUUAACAUCUUUGAAAGUUA
Molecule: messenger RNA, 2823 nt
Organism: Ipomoea nil (Japanese morning glory)
Lineage: Eukaryota; Viridiplantae; Streptophyta; Magnoliopsida; Solanales; Convolvulaceae
Product: serine/threonine-protein kinase ATG1c
Exons: 13
Coding region: 332-2530 (732 amino acids)
Biological process (GO): autophagy; peptidyl-serine phosphorylation
Cellular component (GO): cytoplasm
Molecular function (GO): ATP binding; protein serine/threonine kinase activity
Source: RefSeq, a predicted model, not a curated record